Messenger RNA from Paraglomus occultum, 441 nucleotides. NCBI's taxonomy places the organism in Eukaryota, Fungi, Glomeromycota, Glomeromycetes, Paraglomerales, Paraglomeraceae. The record is from the annotation of a GenBank genome assembly.
AUGUCAUUUAAAGUCAUCAACGCUAUUCCCUACCAAUUCAAUAAAAGAACAACCGGGUUUAUCGAAUGUGGGCCAAUUCCUGGCAAUCCUGUUGAUAUCACAGCACUCACGGUAACUGUAUCACCAGAUCCUAUCGGUUCCAAUCAAGACGAAACAUUUACGAUUUCUGGAACCGCGAAAGAGGAUAUUUCCACAGAUGCCGAACUUUCGGUCACUUACAACACUAUCGAUGGCUUCGUUAUAGGCAUGCCCUUUUUCGUCAAAUUUUGUGCAGACGGCAACACUUGUCCGGUUAAAAAUGGAGACGAGUUUACUCGAACUGUUAUAGCUAAGGCGCCGACGUUACCCACGGCAUAUAAUGUGACAAUCAUAGUUAAUGAUAAUACAGUAAAUACAGGAGAGGUAAUAUUUGGCUGUGCAUCGGCCACAGUCAGUGCAUAA